GCCAAUUUUGACAGAUCAAAAGUCAUCGAACCACGGGUUAGGAUGAGGUGAUUUGUUUUCCUAAUUUUUUGUGAAUUUCCGCUGGCCAUCCUUAAAAUUCCACAGUAGAAGCUGAUCGCCAACAGCCUUCUGGAGUGAGCAUCGAAAGUUAUAUGUAUGUUUUAUAAUAGAAGAAUUGUCACGUCAUAGUCGGACGUCACGAGCAGCGACGUCCGUGAUAAGCGUCAGGUCGGGGUUGAUGGUGUAGUGGUCGGUCGUGUGAGGGUUGCGAUGGCGGAGACGAGCGAGGCGCAGGCAAGCGCGUCGGCGCCGGGCGGCGACCCGGGAGGAGAUGACGAGAAGCGAGACGAGCGAAUGCUGGAAUGCAACAUUUGCCUGGACACAGCGCGGGAUGCCGUCGUAUCCAUGUGUGGUCAUCUCUUCUGCUGGCCCUGCCUUCACCAGUGGCUCGAAACGCGGCCGAGCCGGCAGGUGUGUCCUGUCUGCAAGGCCGCCAUCAGCAGAGACAAGGUCAUCCCGCUCUACGGCCGAGGGAACACCAAGCAAGAAGACCCCAGGAACAAGGUGCCACCGCGGCCAGCGGGGCAGCGCACGGAGCCCGAGAACAACAGUGGCUUCCCGGGCUUCGGCUUCGGUGAGGGCUUCCAUAUGUCGUUCGGCAUCGGCGCCUUCCCCUUCGGCGUGUUCACUUCCACGUUCAACUUCGGCGACCCGAGGCCUAGCGCCGCCCCCCGCGGCACGGCGCAGUACGAGGAGGAACAGUUCCUCUCGAAGAUAUUCCUGUGGGUGGCCAUCCUAUUCGUGCUGUGGCUCAUUUUCGCCUGACCGACCCUCUCCCUGUCUGGGUUUUACAUACCCGCGUUACACUCUAAUCCGGAAGGUAAACUAAUUGCAGUUUGAUUUUUUGUAUUGAUUUUUGGGUGGAUCAAUUAUUUCUUGUUCUGUCCCGUCAAGGACAAUAGUUGCACAGUUAUUAACCCUUUUACAACCAGACGUCAACAGACGCGAGCGCCUACAGCCACAGAAUAAGUAAUAGUAGGUAUUGUCAUACAGAACGGCCACGCCCCGCGACAGCAGAUUGACGGCCGUUUGCCGACCGCUCAGUACUGUUUUUAAGCAACUUACUUACACAAUGAUGCAUGCCGCGUGUACAGACGUACCGUUCACACAUAGAAACGCAAGUGAUUCUUGUUAUAGCGUGUCCGCCCUGUGCUACAGCUCAAUAUCAACCUUCGUGCAUUCAACAAGGCUUACAAUGA
Messenger RNA from Cydia strobilella, 1259 nucleotides. Its product is annotated as E3 ubiquitin-protein ligase RNF185-like. The transcript is spliced from 4 exons. The record is from RefSeq and is a predicted model, not a curated record. Gene Ontology annotation, cellular component: endoplasmic reticulum. Lineage: Eukaryota; Metazoa; Arthropoda; Insecta; Lepidoptera; Tortricidae. Gene Ontology annotation, biological process: ubiquitin-dependent protein catabolic process. Bases 271 to 825 code for a protein of 184 amino acids. Gene Ontology annotation, molecular function: ubiquitin protein ligase activity; metal ion binding; ubiquitin-like protein conjugating enzyme binding.